AUGUGGCCCCUAAUGAGGUCACUCGCUGCCCCACGCCUGAGGAACCUGCUCCUUCUGGGGAUGCUGGUCCUCUUGACGGUCCCAUCCCGUACCAGAGGUCAACCCCAGCCCUUCAAAUCCUUCUCCCCACCAGACUGGGGGCUGACACACCUGGCCAUCCACAACAAGACAGGUGAGGUCUACGUCGGCACGGUCAACUGGAUUUUCAAACUCUCCAGCAACCUUACCAAGCUGCGGAGCCACAUGACUGGACCUGUGGUGGACAACGAGAAGUGCUAUCCCCCGCCCAGCGUCCAGUCGUGCCCCCACGACCUUGCCCAGACCAGCAACGUCAACAAGCUGCUUCUCAUCGACUACGCCCAGAACCGGCUCAUUGCCUGUGGGAGCACCUCCCAGGGAAUCUGCCAGUUCCUCAGGCUGGACGACCUGUUCAAACUGGGUGAGCCGCACCACCGUAAGGAGCACUACCUGUCCAGCGUGACCGAGUCUGGCACCAUGUCCGGGGUCAUCAUCACCUCCUCCCACGGCCCCGCCAGCAAGCUCUUCAUCGGUACACCCAUUGAUGGCAAGUCCGAGUACUUCCCCACACUCUCCAGCCGCAAGCUGAUGUCCAACGAGGAGAACGCUGACAUGUUCAGCUUCGUCUAUCAGGAUGAGUUUGUCUCCUCGCAGCUCAAGAUCCCUUCGGACACUCUCAGCAAAUUCCCCGCCUUUGAUAUCUACUAUAUCUACGGCUUCAGCAGCGAACAGUUUGUCUACUACCUGACCAUGCAGCUGGACACUCAGCUCACCUCGCCUGAUGCCUCCGGCGAACAGUUCUUCACCUCCAAGAUCGUCCGCCUCUGCGUGGACGACCCCAAGUUCUACUCGUAUGUGGAGUUCCCCAUCGGCUGUACGAAGGACGGGGUGGAGUAUCGUCUCGUCCAGGAUGCCUACCUCAGCCGGCCCGGCAAGCAGUUGGCCGACUCCUUAGGAAUUUCCGAAGACGAGGACAUCCUGUUCACUGUGUUCUCACAGGGCCAGAAGAACCGGGCCAAGCCGCCCAAGGAGUCAGCCCUGUGCCUGUUCACGCUGCGCCGCAUCAAGGAGAAGAUCAAGGAGCGCAUCCAGUCCUGCUACCGGGGAGAGGGGAAGCUCUCACUACCCUGGCUGCUCAACAAGGAACUGGCCUGCAUCAACUCAGUGAGUCCCGCGGCCCUCCUAACACUACUGAUCUCUUUAUCUGAUUCUAUCUGAUUCUCUGAUUCAGUUCUGCUAUGCCUGCAUCACAUCAACUAAGUGAGUCUUGCGGCCCUCUGAACACAUUUACAUUUGAGUCAUUUAGCAGACGCUCGUAUCCAGGGCGACUUAGUUAGUGCAUUCAUCUUAAAAUAGCUAAGUGGGACAACCACUUAUCACAGUCAUAGCAAGUACAUUCUUCCUCUCAAGAAGUUAUCAGCAAAGUUAGUGGUAGAAGCAGAUAAAAAUGAUUCAAUUCUGAUAUGUCCCACAAAUUCAAUUCACUUAUAUUCCUAUUAUGUAUUUUCAGAGAGCAUUGAACAUAAGGCCUAAGCUCUGUAAUGGCAAACCUUGUGGUUAGGCAAGGGAUAGUCUCACUGAACAUCUGUCAAACUUGAAGAGACCGUAGUUACAGCUAGUAUUCAAUUGUCAGGAUUUUGCCUCAGAUGUUGGCGAUGGAUACAUGCAUAGCCUAUGCAAUGCAUGCACAUAUAAACACAUAGCUAGUAGUGAUGGGGGAGAAAAUCGAUAGUUGCAUAUCGCAAUUUUAUUUUGGACGAUAUUAUAUAGCUACUUUGACUGACUUGAUAAAAAAAUAUAAAUAGCUUGUUCUCCAUCUUUUUAAGUAGUGAGCCAACAUGUUUUCAGCACUUUAAUUUCCAUGACUGAUCAAAACUCAUUUUCUCAUGCUCUUUCAUCUCUCUCCAGGAAAAAUAUAGUGAGCAAUAUGUUUGGAACAUCAAAUCCCAAUAUCGAAUUGCAAUGCAUAUAGAAUCGUGAGAAUCGCAAUACAUAUCGUAUCGGCAUCUAAGUAUGGUGAUAAUAUAAUAUCGUAUCGUGAGGUCCCUGGCAAUUCAGUAUAUAUCGUAUCGCCAUCUAAAUAUGGUCAUAAUAUCGUAUCGUGAGAUCCCUGGCCAUUCCCAGCCCCAGUAUCCUCUAGAGCUAUUGGCAACAUCUGUGCCCUGUUGAAAUAUACUACAGUCAUACUGUAAUACUACUACAAUACUACAACAGGCUAUACAUUAGAAUUCCAUACAAUUAAACGUUAGUCUACUGACCUCAGACAUUGGGCUUUGCCUUGGGCCUUCCUCAACACCUCUCUGCCAUGAUGCUGGCAUUUAGGUUCAGUCCCCUUCGACUACUUCUCCCUGGGGCCAUCUGUAGAACAGUGGUAAUUAGCGAGAGGAGGUGCGACGUGUCUUGACUGAACCCGGUUCCCACUCUCACCCUGCUUUGUACCUGGAACCUACGAGUGCUUUGAUUUAGUCCAACAGGGACAUCAUUAGCCCUUUCCCCGUAAUUUGUGAAAUGUCACUCAAAUCAGUGGCUGAGGCACGCACACACAAACACAGACACUAAUUCAUUGAGAGAGGGUUGAUCGGGUGCUGUCUGCAGUGCUAGGCCCCUCAGGGAAGGUGGAGGCUUGGCUGGGGUUCCCCCACUGAUCCACUGUGCAUGGCGUUACGGAGCACACACACCACACCAGGCUGAGAUUAAUGCAAUACACAGUCCAUCUCGCACGCUCACUCACUCUCUCUCGGUGUGUACAGCUGUACACCUUAUAUUGUCAUAAUGGUGUUGAAAUGAGUACAGCUGUACACCUUAUAUUGUCAUAAUGGUGUUGAAAUGAGUACAGCUGUACACCUUAUAUUGUCAUAAUGGUGUUGAAAUGAGUACAGUAGCAGCAUGUUACUCUUUAUUACAGUUAAUUAGCAAGAGUGCACAGGUGCUAGAAAGAAAGAGCACAGGAUGGAAGCUACAAUCUAUCUGCACUAUUAAAGCUGAUCUACCCCCCCCCCCCACCCCAAAACAAAACAAAACAAAAAAACAGAAAGAGCACAGGAGAGGGAGACCGAAAGAGGGAAAGAAGGUUGUGAAUAGCCUAGUUGAGUAACCCAGUAUGUCCUCUCUCAACCUAGAAAGAACGAGAGGGAGAGAGAAGAAGAGAGAGGGAGUUGUGAAUGGCCCAGUUGAGGCACUCAGCUGUAGUUGAUUUCCUGUCCUCCUGUUCCCCCUUUCCUUUUCAACUCCUCUUCUCUCUCUGUUCCCCCAUUUAGCAUUAUUUGGACAAUUUUGGAAAUGGGCUAUGGCUUUCUGCGUACAAAUGUCCUGUCCUCAUGCACAGCAUUAACUCAGAAGGAUAACUCUUAUCCAAAGCCAGUUUCUGUGACUCUCUCCCACAUAACGCCCCAUAAUCAGUCACACAGCUCUCCUGCCCUGGUGAGAAACGUGAUGUAAUGGCUUCUUAGUUAAGUCGAUAGGCUAGCCCUUGACCCCUCGUGACCCUAGGUCAGGCUUAGGUCAAUGUGGACUCAUUUGAGUAAAAGUCAUCCUCUAAGCACAGGUCUUGAAUCAGCAUUCCGCUCCCCCACUCUUUUAACCUCAACCAUCGAAAACCUUAGAUCUGGAGGUGAUUUAAUCCAAUUGCUCCGUGAGGGGGAGAGAGGGAGGGAGAGAGAGGGGGGGGGUGAUAGACUGGGAAAGCAAGUGGAUGGAGGAUAAUGAGAGCGAGAUGGCGCGAGAGAGAGAGGGAAGAAAUAGUGAGCUAGAGAGAAAUAGCCCUAGAAAGAGAGCAGGAACAAGCCUUUGCUGCCUGUAGCUGCUGAGAAAAGGGGAGAGAAGAAGUAGACAUUGCAGACGGAGAGAGAGAAAAAUAAUGAUGGUUAGAUAGCAACAGAACACCUGUACUGGCCAUGUGUCUCCCAGCAGCUACACAGAAGCAGGAGGAGAGGAGAUGAUUGAACGCAUGCUCCAGUACAAAUAAUAUUGGUGUCCGUCACCCUGCGCUGGGCUGUCACCUUCACUGCAGCGACUUUCCAUCAUCAACAAGUUCACAGGGAGGCACUUUCUACCAUUACCCCUGACCCGCCACGCCAGCCAGUGGUUGGUAGCAUCGCAGAUGAAUCUCCGCGUCAGGGGACAUCUUGGUGUGUAUGCCUUUCAGUAAGUGAAUAGGAGGAGAAUAAGAAUGGUGGAGAAUACCCGUUAGUAUUGUUACUGUAGUGAUUUGUGUGCAUGUGCACACGCUCAUGGAGUCUGUAAUAGACUAACACAAUACAAGACUACAACUCAAUCCUUUCAUCCAUUUCUCACCCUCUUUUUCUCUCGGUCCUCAUUUUUGUCAUUCAUUCAAAAGUGUGUUUGUAUGGUAUUUUUACAUUUAAGUCAUUUAGCAGACACUCUUAUCCAAAGAGACUUACAGUAGGGAGUGCAUAAUUUUUCAUACUUUUUUCGUACUGGUACGCCGUGGGAAUUGAACCCACAACCCUGGCGCUUGCCAUGCUCUACCAAUUGAGCUACACGGGACAAAUUUCAGCAUGUGUUUGUGUUUGUCGCUAUGUUCUUUUGACUUUGUGUGUGUAUAUGCUAUCACAUCACUAUUAAACUGAGAUCUCCUCAAAGUGAGAGUGGAUGUAUACCUCCUCCUCUCCCCGUGCAGCGUGUCUCUGGAGUGUGAUAGUGCUGCAGAUUAGCCUUUUUAUGGGUUAAAUUACUUCCGUUCCGCCUCCACUCCUGAGAGCCCAUACAAAAGACAAAGAAUACGUCCCAAAUGGCACCCUGUUCCCUAUAUAGCCCUGGCUAAAAGUAGUGCACUAUAGGGAAUAGGGUUCAUUUGAGACGCAGGUUAGAAGCCGCUGCUACACUGAUCUACAUUACGAUAAGCCUAGAUAGGCUACUAAAGACUUUACGCUAAUACUACCCGCUAACACUCGCUCAAUCUCUUUUAAACACAGGUUAGGCCUAACUCAAGUUCUGCUGAUUCUGAUAAUGAAGAAUAGCAUUAUUCAAUUCGAUGUAACUUUAUUUAUUCCACACUGGGGCAAUUGUGGGGGAAAUAAAAUUGUAUUGAACUGUUUUGAGUUGGAUAACGGUCCAAUAUCAGAUUCAGAAUUGACUGUGUUGCAAACAGACCUGGUUCAAAUACUAUUCAAAAUCAUUUAAAAUACUUUAGCUGUGGUUGAUUUAAGAUUGCUUGGCGCAAUGGAACCUAUGGAACAGUCCCAAAAGUGCAAACGGUGUCAGAGGAAGGCCCUAAAAAUUGUCAAAGACUCCAGCCAGCAAAGUCAUAGACUGUUCUCUCUGCUACCACAUGGCAAGCGGUACCACUGCACCAAGUCUGGAACCAACAGGACCCUGGACAGCUUCUACCCCCAAACCAUAAAUAAGACUGCUAAAUAGUUAACCAAAUCUGCACUGACCCUUGUUGCACUAACUUUUUUGUCUCAUCACGUAUGCUGCUGCUACUGUUUAUUAUCUGUCACUUUAUUCCUAUUAUAUGUAAAUAUCUACCUCAAUUACCUUGUACCCCUGCACAUCAACUCGGUACUGGUACCCUGUGUAUAUAGCCAAGUUAUUGUUACUCAUUACUCAAUAUUAUUUCUCUAUUUUCUUUCUCUCUACAUUGUUGGGAAGGGACCAUAAGUAAGCAUUUCACUGUUAGCCUACCCCUGUUGUUUACGAAGCAUGGUCCUCUGUAGCUCAGCUGGUAGAGCACGGCGCUUGUAACGCCAAGGUAGUGGGUUCGAUCCCCGGGACCACCCAUACACAAAAAUGUAUGCACGCACGACUGUAAGUCGCUUUGGAUAAAAGCGUCUGCUAAAUGGCUUAUUAUUAUUAUUAUUAUUAUUAUUAUUAUUAUUAUAACAUUUGAUUUGAAACACCACCCAUCUGGCACUCCAGGCAGACUAAAGCAAAUGCUAAAAGCAUUUAAAAGAUUAUUUGAACCUAGGUCUGGUAGAACUAUGUUCUUCCAAAACAAUAUUUGCUAAGUUUCAAAGGUCAGCUCAAGCAAGGCCAACUAAUAACCUCGUAAAAUAUAUUAAAAUAAAUUUUCCUUAAUGAGUCUGAGCGUUAAUUACCAUAAUUGUAAAACAUGGGACUAUUCCUUUUCCCUUAAUCAGAAUAAUGUGACGGUAAACGCACAGAGGUAAUUAAGCAUGAUUGAUUGGGACGACAACAUUGACGACCACCGGAUGAUUCUUAGUUAAUUGAGACGUAAUGAGCUGAGCCGUGAGAACCACUAGGUUCAACUUAUGGGAUAAUAUAGUAUACUAAUAUUAUACAUUCUUAUAAAGUGAGUUAGGUUUACGGCCAAAUCAAGUACUUUUUGUGCGUGUGUGUGUGUGUGUGUGUGCGCAAGUGUGUUGAGCUUGUAAACACCCUUACAUGAUCACUCCACGCCACAUAUAUUCUCAUCCUAUUGUCAUAGGAAAAUACCAUGCAAAGGGGCCCCAUGCAGAGGUGUGCCUCUGCCUAUUGAAACGGAACAGUAAUCUCUUUACCAAGUGCAUCUGAGCCUAAAUCAAUAUGACUGUUCAGGUCUAGUUUGGUGGGACGCUGCAUUGGAAGCAACAUCUCUUUCUCUCUCUCUCUCUCUCUCUUUCUCUGUGUCUCUCUCUCUCUCUCUGUCUGUCUCUUUGUCUGUCUCUCUCUCUCUCUGUCUCUUUCUCUCUGUCUGUCUCUGUCUGUCUCUGUCUGUCUCGGUCUGUCUCUGUCUGUCUGUCUGUCUGUCUCGGUCUCUCUCUCUCUCUCUCUCUCUCUCUCUCUGUCUCUGUCUGUCUGUCUGUCUGUCUCUGUCUCUGUCUCUGUCUCUGUCUCUGUCUCUGUCUCUGUCUCUGUCUCUGUCUCUGUCUCUGUCUCUGUCUCUGUCUCUGUCUCUCUCUACUAAUUGUCAGUGUAAUUAUGUAUUGAUCCCUGUGUGUGUGUGUUGCUUACUCACAUCAGCUCAAAGCUCUUGAAAGUGGAUGCAGAUAUCGGCCUAUACCUGCAUUAUUUGUGUCAAUAUUGAUGGUGUGUGUAUGUACACUGAGUGUAAAAAAAAAAUGUAAGGACACCUUCCGAAUAUUGAGUUGCCCUCAGAACAGCCUCAAUUCGUCGGGCAUGGACUCUACAAGGUGUUGAAAGCGUUCCACAGGGAUGCUGGCCCAUGUUGACUCCAAUGUUUCCAUAGUUUUGUCAAGUUGGCUGGAUGUCCUUUUGGUGGUGGACCAUUCUUGAUACACACGGGAAACUGCUGAGCGUGAAAAACCCAGUACCGUUGCAGAUCUUGACACAAACCGGUGCGCCUGACAUCUACUACCACAGCCCGUUCAAAGGCACUUAAAUGUUUUGUCUUGCCCAUUCACAUACAAAAUCCAUGUCUCAAUUGUCUGUAGGCUUAUAAAUCCUUCUUUAACAUAUCUCCCACCCUUCAUCUACACCAGGGUUUCCCUGGUAACUCGGUGCACGUUUUUUGAGUUUUUACCCUAGCACUACACAGCUGAUUCAAAAAAUCAACUCAUCAUCAUGCUUGGAUUAUAUAAAUCAGUUGUGCAGUGUUAGGAGUGUUAGGGCAAAAAGUGAAACGUGCACCCCUUGGGGACCCGAGGACCGAGUUUGGGAAACGCUGAUCUACACUGAUUUGAAGUGGAUUUAACAAGUGAGAUCAAUAAGGGAUCAUAGCUUUCAUCUGGAUUCACCUGGUCAGUCUCUGUCAUGGAAGAGUUAUUUUAAUGUUUUAUUUGUACACUCAGUUUAUGUGUAUUCCAGUGCUGUGUGUGUGUAUGCCUGUGUGUGCGCGUGUAAAUGUGUGUUAUCCAGAUUGUCAUACCUUCAUACCAACCUUGUCCCAUCCCGGGAUAUUCGGUGAAACCGGCACUGAACACAAGGGGCACUGUUUUCAUACCCCAUUGAGCCUCUGUUAUCCGAAGGUUAGCAAUGCUAACAAGUACAUGUACAAUGCUAUAGAGAAUGCUAACUAAAUGCUAAUGAUGGCGUUUCAAACAUUUUAUACAGUCUCUGACCUAAACUAUUUGCAGGAUGGACAUCCCAGGUCAUAAAAUUAUACAAGAAACUCAAAAAUGCUACUCACAGUUUGCUGCACGCACAUAACAAAUAUUAGACAGCAAGACUCAUGAUCCAGGAGGGGAUUCUCUGCUGAUACCAAGCGAGGCUUGAUUUUGGAAGAAGCUAACCACUUAGCUAGAUAGCUAACUAGCUUCAAAAUGAGCAAACCAACUGCACAACUGCAGAGCUUUUAGCACAUUUUAGACAGUUAACUUAAUAGUUAUAAGAUCUCUAGCUGACAAACAUUUAGUUGUUAAUUCCAUACUGUAACUAGAUCACCUGGCGUGUUCUGCACAACAGUGAGUGUCUCACAAGGCUCUUGUGACUGAGGACUACCGGUAAGCUUCAUAAUGGAAACUUAUGUGACAGGUGAAAUGAAGAACACAAUAUUACAGAAGUUGUAUGAACAUUUUUCAAAGAAAUUGUUUCAACGGUAUUGACGGUAUUUAAUAACUAUUCCGUGCCUCUUCCCAAACACACAACGGUGGAGUGCUUACAGCUGUAUUUGUUGUCUCCCAUAGAUUGCACCUCCGUACCUUCAGGCUCUGAUCAGUCCCUACACCCAAACGAGGGCAUUGCUGGCUCCCCUUCCUCUGCGGAAGCAUAGUUCCCGCUCAGCCCAGUCAAAACUGUUCGCUGCUCUGGCACCCCAAUGGUGGAACAAGCUCCCUCACGACGCCAGGACAGCGGAGUCACUCACCACCUUCCGGAGACAUUUGAAACCCCACCUCUUUAAGGAAUACCUGGGAUAGGAUAAAGUAAUCCUUCUACCCCCCCCCCCCCCCCCCCCCCCCCCCCCCCAAAAAAAAAAACUGGCUAUAGGGUGAAUGCACCAAUUUGUAAGUCGCUCUGGAUAAGAGCGUCUGCUAAAUGACGUAAAUGUGCCCUUGAGCAAGGCACUUAACCCUAAUUGCUCCUGUAAGUCGCUCUGGAUAAGAGUGUCUGCUAAAUGACUAAAAUGUAAAAUGUAAAUGUAAUUGCAGUGAAAUGGAUUUAGUGUGAACUGGCCUGUUUCAUCUACCCUGUGUGAGCUGCCUGCCUGCUGCAGGGUGUGUGUGUGUACAUGCCUGUGUGUCUGUGUUUUUAUUAGAGAACAUCCGAUACUCGGCCGAGCCGAUAUAUCAGGCCGAUAUUGCCUAUUCUAGUCUAUUGGCCCUUCUCCAUCGGCUUUGCCGAUAGUCCCUCUACAUUAGAAAACUGCUUAUCAAGAGAUUUACCAUUCAAGUAAAGUUAUUACCAAGAUGUUAUGUAGUUAGAUUGGUAAAAACACUUUAAAAUUAAUGUAUACUUGGCUGUCUCUGGGAAAUGUUGUCAUGAUAAAUUAUAUUGAUUAUUGGCCUAAAAUAUUGGCCAUCGUCCUCCUUGACCCCCCCAAAGUCCCUAAAAAAAAUCCAUAUCGGUCGUUCUCUAGGUUUUACGCCUGAUACUUUUACCAUCGCUUGUAUAGUCAGAGAAACAUGUUGAAAGUGUUUUGACACAUUUGGGAAGCUGAUACCUGAAAUGUUGCCAAUGUCUACAGUGCCAUUGCUUGCUGACUUCACAAUGGAACAUACAGAAUAAUUCAUUAUGUAUUUCUUGCAAGAUGCACACACACUCUACCUAGCUGUGCAUUUAAAUACAAUUCAAGGCUUGUCGCUACAAGUAGGGGUGGCAGGUAGCCUACCAGUUAAGAGUGUUGGGCCAAGUUGCUGCUUCAAAUCCCCAAGCCGACUAGGUGGAAAAUCUGUCGCUGUGCCCUUGAGCAAAGGCACUUAACCCUAAUUGCUCCUGUAAGUCGCUCUGGAUAAGAGCGUCUGCUAAAUGUAAAAAGAAACAACCAAUCACACUCCCAUCUCCACAUUGCUCCAUUGCCAUGGCAUUAUAGGCCUAUCUGAUGUGAGAGAUUGGCCCCCUGAGAGAUUUUACAGGUUGCUUGUAAUGACAUGUAUUUUAAAACAACUGUGUGUGCAUACUGUGUGUGUGUGUGUGUGUGUUAGGGUCAUUCUAGGGACUGUGUGAAAAGUGCACAUACGUGUGUGGUAUUGUGUGACGCUAGUUGCAGCUGCAUCAUUCUUUGUGCAUGUGUGUGUGUGUACAUGCCCCCCGUUACCCCUGAGCUUAAGCAGUGAUGCGUGACAGUGCUUGAAUUUGGGCUGUAGGUCAGGAGUGGAAUGUAUUAGUUUAUUCUGUCUGUCACAUUGGUGAUGAGGCAGAGCAUGACACGUACAUACGGUCCUGUGUACUUUGUUAUUGGAAGUACAGCUCACUAGUAUGAUAUGUUCAGUGUAGCUUUGGACGUUGGCGUCAAUACCUAACCCAAGCGCUUUGAUCACGCUCUCUGUAGCUGAUGUGAGGAAGACCUUUUUAAACAGGUCAACAUCCACAAAGCCGCGGGGGCCAGAUGGAUUACCAUGACUUUCACUCAGAGCAUGCGCGGACCAACUGGCAAGUGUCUUCACUGAAAUGUUCAACCUCUCCCUGACCGAGUCCAUAAUACCUACAUGUUUCAAGCAGACCACCAUAGUCCCUGUGCCCAAGAAAGCGAAGGUAAGCUGCUUAAAUGACUACCACCCCGUAGAACUCACGUCGGUAGCCAUGAAGUGCUUUUAAAGGCUGCUCAUGGCUCACAUCAACACCAUCAUCCCGGAAACCCUAUACCCACUCCAAUUCGCCUUCCGCCCAAACAGAUCCACAGAUGACACAAUCUCAAUCGCACUCCACACUGCCCUUUCCCACCAGGACAAAAGGAACACAUACAGUAUGUGAGAAUGCUGUUCAUUGACUACAGCUCAGCGUUCAACACCAUAGUGCCCACAAAGCUCAUCACGAAGCUAAGGACUUUGGGACUAAACACCUCCUUCUGUAACUGGAUCCUGGACUAACUGACGGGCCGCCCCCAGGUGGUAAGGGUAGGCAACAACACAUCUGCCACGCUGAUCCUCAACACGGGGGCCCCUCAGGGGUGCGUGCUUAGUCCCCUCCUGUACUCCCUGUUCACCCACGACUUCGUGGCCAAGCACGAUUCCAACACCAUCAAGUUUGCUGACGACACAACAGUGGUAGGCCUGAUCACCAACAACGAUGAGACAGCCUAUAGGGAGGAGGUCAGAGACCUGGCAGUGUGCUGGCCAGGACAACAACCAUUCCCUCAACGUGAGCAAGACAAAGGAGAUGAUGGUGGACUACAGGAAAAUGAGGGCUGAACACACCCCCAUUCACAUCGAUGGGGCUGUAGUGGAGCUAGUCGAGAGUUUCAAGUCCCUUGGUGUCCACAUCACCAACAAACUAUCAUGGUCCAAACACACCAAGAAAGUCAUGAAGAGGGCACGACAAAGCCUUUUCCCCCUCAGGAGACUGAAAAGAUUUGGCAUGGGUCCCCAGAUCCUCAAAGUUCUACAGCUGCACCAUCGAGAGCAUCAUGACCAGUACAUCACUGGGGCCAAGCUUCCUGCCAUCAUUACCUAUAUACUAGGCGGUGUCAGAGGAAGGCCCAAAAAAUUGUCAAAGACUCCAGUCAAACAAGUCAGACUGUUCUCUCUGCUACUGCACGGCAAGCGGUACCGGAGUGCCAAGUCUAGUUCCAAAAGGCUUCUUAACAGCUUCUACCCCCAAGCCAUAAGACUGUUGAACAAUGAAUCAAAUUGCCACAUGGGCUAUUUCCAUAGACCCCCCCCCCCCCAUAGUCACUUUACCCCUACCUACAUGUACAAAUUACCUCGACUAACCUGUACCCCCACACAUUGACUCGGUACCGGUACCCCCCUGUAUAUAGCCUCAUUAUUGUUUGUGUUAUUAAAAAAAACAUAUAUAUAUAUGCAUUUCAUGGUACAUGUUGUAUUCGGCGCAUGUGACAAAUACAUUUGAUUUGAUCUGGAAAAGCGAUACAAUCCAAUCAAUUAAUUAUAUAUAUAUUAUUAUAAAAUAUUAUUACAUAUUAAUAAUAAUCAGUAUUAAAAUCCAAUCGGUUUAAAAACACUGUAGAGACAGACGGGCAGAGAAGGAUGGACGGACACACACCCACACACACACCAACCAGUGAUGUAGUGGUAAUACAAAAAGUGGGUUAACUAUGAUCGUCGUUCACGUUGAGUAAAGCAAUGCUGCCUAUAUUUUCUAUGCAUUUUUUAAGCUAAAGGUGGGUACCCUCCCGUUUACCCUCCACUACACCACUGUCUGUUACCCAGUGGAAUGAAUAAAUAAUAUGUCUGUGCUGAGAGAUGCCAGGCUGUUUUGGCAUAUGUGUGGAAUGUGACAGCAUGUGUUUAGUUACGCCCUCACCAGUGUGUGUGUGUAUUUAUAGAGCAGGACCUGUGUGUGUGUCUGUGUGCAGACUUGCCCAGUCACAGAAUCAGACCGUUGCGUAACGGGGGUAAGGUGUUACAAAGGUAACGGUACAGUAAUAUAUUACUUUUAUGAGUAACAGAGUAAUAUAAUGACUUACUUUGUUCGAAUAUUGUAAUAUUUUUGUUACUUUUUCAAGUAACGCGUCCAUUACUUUCAGAAUCAAAUUGCUACCGGCGUGUCAUUUAUUUUUAUAUAUUUAUACUACCGUUCAAAAGUUUGGGGUCACUUAGGAAUAUCCUUGUUUUCGAAAGAAAAGCAUUUUUUUUGUCCAUUAAAAUAACAUCAAAUUGAUCAGAAAUACGGUGUAGACAUUGUUAAUGUUGUAAAUGGCUAUUGUAGCUGGAAAUGGCUGAUUUCUUUUCUGGAAUAUCUACAUAGGCGUACAGAGGCCCAUUAUCAGCAACCAUCAGUCCUGUGUUCCAAUGACACGUUGUGUUUGCUAAUCCAAGUUUAUCAUUUUAAUUUGAUCAUUAGAAAACCCUUUUGCAAUUAUGUUAGCACAGCUGAUAACUGUUGUGCUAAUUAAAGAAGCAAUAAAGCUGGCCUUCUUGAGACUAGUUGAGUAUCUGGAGCAUCAGCAAUUGUGGGUUCGAUUACAGGCUCAAAAUGGCCAGAAACAAAGAACUUUCUUCUGAAACUCGUCAGUUUAUUCUUGUUCUGAGAAAUGAAGGCUAUUCCAUGCAAGACAUUUCCAAGAAACUGAAGAUCUCGUACAAUGCUCAGUCCCCUCCUGUACUCCAUGUUCACCCAGGACUGCAUGGCCAGGCACGACUCCAACACCAUCAUUAAGUUUGCCGACGACACAACAGUGGUAGGCCUGAUCACCGACAAUGAUGAGACAGCCUAUAGGGAGAAGGUCAGAGACCUGGUCGUGUGAUGCCAGGAUAACGACCUCUCCCUCAUCGUGAUAAACAGUCCCGUGUAGCUCAGUUGGUAGAGCAUGGCGUUUGCAACGCCAGGGUUGUGGGUUCGAUUCCCACGGGGGGCCAGUAUGAAAAUGUAUGCACUCACUUAACUGCAAGUCGCUCUGGAUAAGAGCGUCUACUAAAAUGACUAAAACAAAAAAUUAUAAUGACAAAGGAGAUGAUUGUGGACUACAGGGAAAAAAAAGAGUACUGAGCACGCCCCCAUUCUCAUUGAUGGGGCUGUAGUGGAACAGGUUGAGAGCUUCAAGUUCCUUGGUGUCCACAUCACCAACAAACUAUCAUGGUCCAAACAUACCAAGACAGUCAUGAAGAGGGAACGACAAAGCUUAUUCCCCCUCAGGAGACUGAAAAUAUUUGGCAUGGGUCCUCAGAUCCUCAAAAAGUUAUACAGCUCCACCAUCGAGAGCAUCCUGACCACUGCUCGGCUUCCGACCGCAAGGCACUACAGAGGGUAGUGCGUACGGCCGAGUACAUCUCUGGGGCCAAGCUUCAGAAGAAGGCCCUAAAAAUUAUCAAAGACUCCAGCCACCCUAGUCAUAGACUUUUCUCUCUGCUACUGCACGGCAAGCGGUACCGGAGCACCAAGUCUAGGUCCAAAAGACUUCUUAACAGCUUCUACCCCCAAGCCAUAAGGCUCCUGAACAGCUAAUCAUGGCUACCCUGACUUUUUGCAUAUCCCCCACCCACCCCACCCCACCCUAACCCCCUCUUUUACGCUGCUGCUACUCUGUUCAUUAUUUAUGCAUAGUCACUUUAACUGUACCCACAUGUACAUAUUACCUCAAUUACCUUGACUAACUGGUGCCCCCACACAUUUACUCUGUACCAGUACCCCCUGUAUAUAGCCUCCCUACUGUUAUUUUAUUUUACUGCUGCUCUUUAAUUAUUUGCUUUUUAAUUUUUUUUUAUUAAACUGCAUUGUUGGUUAAGGGCUUUUAAGUAAGCAUUUCACUGUAAUGUCUAAACCUGUUGUAUUCGGCGCAUGUGUCAAAUAGAAUUUGAAUUGAAUUAAUUAAUUAAUCUGUGUUUUGUGUGUGUGUUUGUGCACAUGAUGCAUUGGUGAAGAGAGGUGUGUGUAUGUGCGUGCAUUCCUUGUGUGUUUGAGAGGUGAGGGCAAGUGAAGGCCAAUGCAUGCUGCCUAAUGAGGAGACAGCUAAUGAAUAGAGAGAAGCGCAGGGCAAGAGGGUGACAGGAAACACAUACACAUGCCUGCACACAUGCACAGAUGAAUUGCAGGCUUGUCCCGAAACCAUGCUGUCAGCAGUGUAGGAGCUCAGAAGAGAUGGUGCUAGCUACCCCCUUCUCCAUUCCACCCUCCUUCUCUUUCCUUCUCUCGCUUACCUGGGGUCAGUGCCUCCAGACAGCAGCUGUCAAUUAAAGGGUAAAAUCGGGGUUAUCCUAGGGGCGGUGUGUGUGUAUCUGUGAUCGGUUACUCUGCCUCCAAACCUGACUAGAGGCACUACAUCUGUGUGUGCGCGUGUGUGCGUACGCAUGUGUGUGCGUGCGUGGUGUGUGUGUGUGCAUGUGCGUGUGUGCGUGUGUGCGAGUGUACAUGAUACACGUCUCUGUGCUAGCUAGCUUCUGGUUAUAACAACAUAUCUCUAACCUAUAAGAUAACAUGACAGUAUUAACCCAAUGAGUGUGUGUGAGUAUUCAGCCACAUAUUGUGCAAUACUUAUAUAAAAUGUGCCUGUGAAUCAAUGCAUACCUCUACGUGUUGUGUAUGUGUGGGUUUCUCUGUAUGGACAGACAUGCUUUCUGCCAUAUGAAGGACCAUAUUUCACUGAGUGGUGGUGUUAGUUGUCUAAUCCAUCUCCGUCUCAAACCAAUCACAGACCCCUUGGCUCUGUGCCAGCUAGAAAAUUCUGUAUGGAGCCAACUGGAGGCUAUUCCUAGAGGUUUAAAAGAGAGUGAGUGUGUUGGAGUGAGUGAGGGGUAGAAGGACUGAGAAGCUCAGUUCUGGUGACAUUUUAAAAGGACAUUCUACUCCAAAAGGAAUGAAAAUAAAAUGAUGCCGACACCUCCAGAAAUUAACCAAAUUACAUAUUGCUAAAAUUGUUUACAAUUAUUUUAACAUAUUGGACCAUAUUAUCAGGUAUGCUAUUUGCAAUAAGCAUUAUCACCUGUAGCCUAACUAAUCUGAUGCAGCAUAGUGGCUGUAAAUAAAUAGACUGAAGCAUGGAGUUGCCUAUCUGCAUUUACCCUAUUGGGCUGGCUAAUAAUUAGUAGAGUCCUGCAUCAGGUCGGAUACCCACGGUUCCCCGCAGCUGAGCCGCAAAAAAAAUCAGCUGGCUGGUGGAAUGAAAACAUUCUUUCAACCUGUGGGUCGGCUUGCACUUCAGAACAAUUACAUUGCGGGUCGGAAACCUUUUAAAUCAAGAUCAUACUCUUUUUUUAAAACCCAGAAGCUGUUGUGUUGCAUUGUGUUGCGAAUUCCAUUCUGUGAGCAGCGAGGCAGACAUAAGGCUACCAGCCACGCAUUGAGAGUGUGGAGCCCGGAAACUGGCCCUUAUUUGUGUGGUUCUAAAACGUUAUAAUUUGUACACACACAGAGCUUAUGUUCCCUCUCCCCACGUGAGAAUCCGACAAGUUGCCAAGUUUAUUUCCCCUGGAUAGCCUAGGUGCUGCGCGAGUGAAAUCCCCAGUUUUUAAGGACAACAACCCGGUAGAUGGAUACACAGCCUGUACAAAGUGCAAGCGGGUAGGCCUAUUUAUUUUCAAUAAUUCAGUUAAUUAUUAGUGAAUUAUUACAUCAAUUCAGGCUUUCGUUCAUUCGACCAUUCAAAUCAAAUUGUAUUUGUCACAUGUGUCGAAUACAACAGGUGUAGAUCUUAAGGUGAAAUACUUACUGACAGGCCCUUAAACAACAAUGCUGUUUGUAGAUAAUAGAGUAAAGAGAAUACGCAGGCCAUAAGGGUAAACCGGUGGUGGCUGGUAAAAGUUUGAGGAACCUACUAAAUAAAUAAUAAAAUGGCUACCCAGACUAUUUGCAUAGCUGUUAAGAAGUCUUUUGGACCUAGACUUGGUUCUCCGGUACCGCUUGCCGUGCAGUAGCAGAGAGAACAUAAAAAACGGAAAUAAUACAUUUACAUAACUAUUCAGACCCUUUACUCAGUACUUUGUUGAAGCACCUUUGGCAGCGAUUAUAGCAUCGAGUCUUCUUGGGUAUGACGCUACAAGCUUGGCACACCUGUAUUUGGGGAGUUUCUCCCAUUCUUCUCUGCAGAUCCUCUCAAGCUCUGUCAGGUUGGAUGGGGAGCGUCGCUUCACCGUAGGGAUGGUGGCAGGUUUCCUCCAGAUGUGAUGCUUGGCAUUCAGGCCAAAGACUUCAAUCUUGGUUUCAUCAGACCAGAGAAUCUUGUUUCUCAUGGUCUGAGAGUCUUUAGGUGCGUUUUGGCAAACUCCAAUUGGGCUGUCGUGUGCCUUUUACUGAGGAGUGGCUUCCAUCUGGCCACUCUACCAUAAAGGCCUGAUUGGUGGAGCGCUGCAGAGAUGUUUGUCCUUCUGGAAGGUUCUCCCAUCUCCACAGAAGAACACUGGAGCUCUGUCAGAGUAAACAUCGGGUUCUUAGUCACCUCCCUGACCAAGGCCCUUCUCCCCCAGAUUGCUCAGUUUGGGCGGGCGGCCAGCUCUAGGAAGAGUCUUGGUGGUUCCAAACUUCUUCCAUUUAAGAAUGAUGGAGGCCACUGUGUUCUUGGGGACCUUCAAUGCUGCAGACAUUAUUUGGUACCCUUCCCCAAAUCUGUGCCUCGACACAAUCCUGUCUCGGAGCUCUACGGAAAAUGUAUUCGACCUCAUGGCUUGGUUUUUGCUCUGACAUGCACUGUCAACAGUGGGACCUUAUAUAGACAGGUGUGUGCCUUUCCAAAUCAUGUACAAUCAAUUGAAUUUACCACAUUUGGACUCCAAUCAAGAUGUAGAAACAUCUCAAGGAUGAUCAAUGGAAACAUGAUGCACCUGAGAUACAUUUCGAGUCUCAUAGCAAAUGGUCUGAAUACUUCUGUCAAUAAGGUAUUUCUGUUUUUUAUUUUGACAACAUUUCUAAACCUGUUUUUGCUUUGUCAUUUUGGGGUAUUGUGUGUAGAUUGAUCAGGAAAACAAUUGAUUUAAUCCAUUUUAGAGUAAAACUAACCUAACAAAAUGUGGAAAAGUCAAGGGGUCUGAAUACUUUCCGAAAGCACUUUAUAUUAGAUUCUGGGAAUUCCCUCCCCAUGGCGCUCAUAAUUUGAAUAUAUUAAUAUCUAAAGGAAUAUUUAUCUUGCAUAGAAAACACAACAAAGAGCUGACUAGGUAAAUAGAUCAACUAUUUUGCACUGAACAAAAAUAUAAACACGACAUGUAAAGUAUUGGUCCCGUGUUUCAUGAGCUGAAAUGAAAGAUCCCAGACAUUUUCCAUAUAUGACCGAACGCCUAGAUUUUUGAAAUUGUGUUUUUUACAUUGGAUAAAAGUAGAGACUCAGUGCUAGAAAAUGGUAUAUCAUAAACUGCAGUUGAGGAACAAUGGGAAAGUAAUUCUGCUUGGAAAGAUGAUACACUUUUGAGAAAAUGGUCCUUAAAUGUAUUGGUACACAUACUGGAGAGCUCUUCUUUGUCCACAAACAUUCAGCAUCAUUCACACCCUUUUAAGCCUUAGCCCCACCCAUCUCUUUAAGGAUUCACAUGUGAAACACACUAUAUCAAAUAAAAUCUAAGUUUAUAUGUCACAUGCACAGGAUACAGAAGGUGUAAACUGUACAGUAAAGUGGUUACUUGCAUUGUAGCAAUAUCAAAAAAAGAAAGUGUCCAGAUAAGAAUACUUUAUAAAUAUGUUAUCAUUAUUAGAUGACAAUUACCCGUUACACUUGUCUAAAUUGAUGGGUCAUGUGAAGGAAUUGCUAUAACUACCCCCCAGCCACAUCUAGCUAAGUGGAUGGGUCACUAUUGUCUAGACAUGUACACAUAAUCACCCCCAGACACACCUGCUAAUUUAAUGGGUCAUGUAAUAAUACAUACUGGAGAGUUUACAAUUAGUUUAUGUAAACUUCUGACCCACUGGAAUUGUGAUACAAUGAAUUAUAUGUGAAAUAAUAUGUCUGUAAGCAAUUGUUGGAAAAAUGACUUGUGUCAUGCACAAAGUAGAUGUCCUAACCGACUUGCCAAAACUAUAGUUUGUGAACAAGAAAUGUGUGGAGUGGUUGAAAAACUAGUUUUAAUGACUCCAACCUAAGUGUAUGUACACUUCCGACUUCAACUGUAGGUACCUAGCUAGCUAUGUAGCCAAACAAUCAACUGGCGUAAUCCCAACUCAUACUACUACCAAUACAAACAUUGUCAUAGCUGUAGUAUGAAUCUGCAGGUAGCUAAAGCUAACAAACUAGGUUCAAUGUUAGCUAGCUAACAUUAUGCUAUAGCUAGCAAUGCAAAUAGUUUUCUGAUUCUAAUAAUAUUACUGCAGAUCAUAAAUGUAACGUUAGCUAGUGAGCAGGCAAGCUAACAUUUGCUAUCUACUGUAACUAACAGUACGCUGUAACUUGCAAUAAAAACGACUUUCUCACAAAAUUAGAAACUUAUAUCUGAAAAUGUAUCUAGACUCUUACCCGUAUACAUGAAUGAACGCUUCAGGCAGACUUGAACCAUUUAUUCCGUUUUAUUUGUAGCUACAUCUUGGGUGUGUUCAUAAAUUCAAUCUGGAGUGCCAGAGUGCGCUCAGAGUGCGCUCUGGGCGUUCGUAAAUUCAGAGCGUUGUCAGAUUGUCCUUUCGUAAUUUCAGAGCUUUUAGCUCUCGGAGCGUUUAGAGCUCACACUGGACGCUCUGGCCGAGGAGUAGGGUUGAUCCGAGCGUUCAGACCUCACAACGGCAGUCAAGCACUCAAGCUAAUGUUGGCUAGCUUGCUAGCUACUUCCAGACACAUUAUAUUAUUAUUAUUAUUACAAAUAAGAGAGAAUCUCACUCUGACCAUUUUACUCGCCCCUAGCAGAGCUGGUUGGUUAGGGUGUUUUCAUGUUGUCCAGAGUGUUGGUGACUGUAACUGUGCUGCUGGCUACAAUUUAAUUACGCUUUUUUGCCGACGUUUACUGACACCGGCCAUAUUCAAUGGGUGUUGAGCGUUCGUAAAUUAAUCAUUUGUUCUGCGCUCUGGCACACUCAGACGAAAGUGCUCUGAAAUCGGAGUAGAUAGCCAGAGUGAAUUUACGAAAGCACCCCUUGUUUAGCCAGCGUUGUGUCAAGUCACUCCGGUUCACGUUGACCGUGGCGUGUGUAGAAAGUAGCCCAUCACUUUUUCCAACUGAUCUGUCGAUAGCGCCUGCUAAAUUCAGGUCAUCAAUGUUGUUGAGAAAAGUAGCAAAACUUUUGUAGUUCUCAAUGGCUAACGUUAUAUCUUUCAAAAACGGCGUGGUAGAAAGUACUGUCAACACAUACUAAACAGCUCACGUGAUAGACAAAAGCAUGCUACAUGGCAGACCAAUCCAAACUCAUCUCCCGGCAUGUCCAGCCCAUUCAGUAUCUCAGCCGAUCAUGGCUAGCGGUAAGGUUCCUGUCUUUUUCCAUGGCUAAACCAACUACAUUUGUAACUUAACAAUUUUAUUUGUAUUUAUGGAUGGAAUACAAGUUUGUUAUUAAGGCACGUGAAAGUUCACUUGUUCCAGAAGGCAUUUCCGCCAAAAAAUGCAUUUUGAUAAAAAAUAAAUGUUUAUGUUCGCCGCUCCUGUGAAGUGGUAACGUGCGACAUACGCCUAAUUUCCCGGAACAAGUCACAUACGCACAAAAAGCUUUUUUCUCUCAAAGUUUGUGCACAAAUUUGUUUACAUCCCUGUUAGUGAGCAUUUAUCAUUUGCCAAGAUAAUCCAUCCACCUGAAAAGUGUGGCAUAUCAAGAAGUUGAUUUAAACAGCAUGGUCAUUACACAGGUGCACCUUGUGCUGGGGACAAUAAAAGGCCACUCUAAAAUGUGAAGUUUUGUCACACAACACAAUGCCAUAGAUGUUUCAAGUUUUGAGGGAGUGUGCAAUUGGCAUGCUGACUGCAGGAAUGUCCACCAGAGAUGUUGCCAGAUAAUUUUUCUACAAUAAGCUGCCUCCAGCGUUGUUUUAGAUAAUUUGGCAGUACAUCCAACUGGCCUCACAACUGCAGACCACGUGUAGCCAAGGACCUCCACAUCCAUCAUCUGAGACCAGCCACCCGGACAGCUGAUGAAACUGAAUAAUUGCUGCCCCAACUGUCAGAAACCGUCUCAGGGAAGCUCAUCUGCAUGCUCAUCGUCCUCACCAGGGUCUUGACCUGACUGCGGUUCAGUGUCUUAACUGACAUCGGUGAGAAAAUGCUCACCUUCGAUAGCCACUGGCACGCUGGAGAAGUGUGCUCUUCACGGAUAAAUCCCGGUUUUAACUAUACUUGUCAAAUAGCCCCUGUGGGCAAAUGGUUUGCUGAUGUCAAUGUUGUGAACAAAGUACCCCAUGGUGGCGGUGGGGUUAUGGUAUGGAUAGGCAUUUUAUUGAUGGCAAUUUGAAUGCAUAGAGAUACCGGGAUGAUAAUGCAUGGCCCCAUGUCGCAAGGAUCUGUAAACAAUUCCUGGAAGCUGAAAAUGUCCUAGUUCUUCCGUGGCCUGCAUACUCACCAGACAUGUCACCAAUUGAGCAUGUUUGGGAUGCUCUGGAUCGAUGUGUACGACAGCGUGUUCCAGUUCCCGCCAAUAUCCAACAACUUUGCACAGCCAUUGAAGAGGAGUGGGACAACAUUCCACAUGCCACAAUCAACAGCCUGAUCGAAUCUAUGCGAAGGAGAUGUUGCGCUGCAUGAGGCAGAUGGUGGUCACACCAGAUAGCGACUGGUUUUCUGAUCCACACCCCUACCUUUUUUUUUAAGGUAUCUGUGACCAACAGAUGCAUAUCUGUAUUCCCAGUCAAUCCUAAUGAAUGUAUUUAAAUUGACUAAUGUCCCUAUAUGAACUGUAACUUAGUAAAAUCUUUGAAAUUGGUGAAUGUUUAUAUUUUUGUUCAGUAUAUUAUGGGGUUGUCAGAUUCUUCUAUUCAUUACUUGUUUAGUUUGCAGAGGAAAAGGAAAUGUGGACUGUUCCAGCAUCUUCAAAGUGCGCCUCGGCAGAAAUAUUUUUUAAUGUUCCAUAUUUUUUUACUGUGUUGUAUGCUCGUGCACUUUUGCUUGUGAUUGACAAUAUACUGUCCAGUGUAGCGUAGCUAGCUUUUACCAUAACUUUGUCUCUGUGUACCAUGUAGUGCAUCUUAACCCUUUCAAAUACACCCACCCAAAGAUGGAUUAACCCUUCGUGGUCCUUCCCUCAGGCUCUGGUGUCAAGGGGCUGCAUUUUGUGUUUUAUUAAGUGCCUGAGUCAUAUUCUGAUUUAUGGAGACUAGCUUGACUGGGUUGAAUAUGUUCCCUCUUGUCAUUUUGGUGAACAGGCUUUAGGGAUAUGUCUUGGUUUUGUGUGUGUAGGCUGUUUUGUCUAGAUGGGAGGCUGUCCAAGGCAAUUAGUGAAUAAAAAUACUUGUUUCAGGUAAUGGACAUGUGGAAACACACACACUUCACUCCACUUCUCCCCAUCCUUCUCCAGAUGCCCAUUGCUAGUGAGUCAUGGAAGGUUCCGGUAAAGCAGCUUUCCGUCUUUCUCUCCUUUUCCCUCUCUCUCCACCAGGCCGCGGGUUGGCCGAGAGGGCUUUGUUAACUGAAUUGAUACCCAGCUGGCUUUCCUUCCUCUUUCUCUUCUUCUCCUCCCCAUGCCUUUCUCCCCCUGCCCUUCUUCCUGCUUUGAGGUAGAGACCCUUUGAUUAAGCGAGAGAAAAGCAGAGUGAAGGAGGAGGGGUGGGGGGGGGAGAGAAGAGGGAGGAUAUUGAUGUGUAGAUUUACUGUACUCGUCUACUGUAGCGCUUGGUAAGGGAUUGAUUGGAAGUAAGAGGGAGAGGGGAGAGGGAGAAUAAAGGGAUAUCGACGCAAAGCAAGCCGUGCUGCAUCAAUUUACACAGAUGGAGAGAAAAGUAAAGGGAGAGAGAGGAAGAGUUAUCUGUUCUCUUCUGUCUCUUCUCUGGAUCAAUCAGAUGAUGGAUCAAUCAGAUGAUGCAGUGAUAAGAAUUUGGAUUACACCACCAUUUACACAAUCGCUCUGUGUGCGUGUGUGUGUGUGUUGCCAGUGUUAAACACACACUGACGCCACUUCAAUUCUAGCCUUCCUCGGCUAGUGGCCUCGUAGGGUGUGUGUUGCACACACACACCGUCAUGGGUGUGUCAUGCCUGAUUUGAGAGAGGCUUACUUGAUAUGCGUAGUAAGGUUGGUGACCUCUGCCCUCUAGGCUGAAUGCUUUAAUGUGUCAGUGGUUCAGCCUAUCUCCACAAGCAACCCAAGUAGCAGGUUGGAAUUAGAACCCUGACUGAGUGGAUUAGAGAAUCAGUUGAAGAGAUACACACAAUAUUUGAAUAUACACACGCACAGACACACGCACGAAAACACUACUAUGCAGAUAUGCAGACACACACACAACUGAACCAAAAACAUUAUCCCUUUCCUCUGUCUUUCUGUCACACAACCUCUGGUUAUACUGAUGCUGUUAGUUUAUGUAUACACAAAUAGACACUGUUAUAUCACUGUUACAACUCUAAACUCUUUCUCUCACUCUCUUUCUCUCGCUCUCUUUCUCUCGCUCUCUCUUUCUCUCUCGCUCUCUCUCUCCUCUAUCUUUCUUUCUCUCUCCCCUCUUUCUUUCUUUCUUUCUUUCUUUCUCCCUCCCUCCCUCACUCCCUCCCCCCCUUCUCUCUCUCUCUCCCCCCCUUCUCUCUCAAUUCAAUUCAAUUCAAUUCAAAGGGCUUUGUUGGCAUGGGAAAAUAUGUUUACAUUGCAAAAGCAAGUGAAAUAGACAAUAAAAGAAGUGAAAUAAACAAAAAAUGAACAGUGAACAUUACACUCACAAAAGUUUGAAAGAUAUAUUUCAAAUGUCAUUAUGGCUAUGUACAGUCGUGGUCAAAAGUUUUGAGAAUGAAACAAAUACUAAUUUUCACAAAGUCUACUGCCUCAGUUUUGAUGAUGGCAAUUUGCAUAUACUCCAGAAUGUCAUGAGUGAUCAGAUGAAUUGCAAUUAAUUGCAAAGUCCCUCUUUGCCAUGAAAAUGAACUUAAUCCCAAAAAAACAUUUCCACCGCAUUUCAGCCCUGCGACAAAAGGACCAGCUGCCAUCAUGUCAGUGAUUCUCUCGUUAACACAGGUGAUAGUGUUGAUGAGGACAAGGCUGGAGAUCACUCUGUUAUGCUGAUUGAGUUAGAAUAACAGACUGGAAGCUUUAAAAGGAGGGUGGUUCUUGAAAUCAUUGUUCUUCCUCUGUUAACCAUGGUUACCUGCAAGGAAACACGUGCCAUCAUCAUUGCUUUGCACAAAAAGGGCUUCACAGGCAAGGAUAUUGCUGCUAGUAAGAUUGCACCUAAAUCAACCAUUUACGGAUCUUCAAGAACUUCAAGGAGAGAGGUUCAAUUGUUGUGAAGAAGGCAUUAGGGCGCCCAAAAAAAGUCCAGCAAGCGCUAGGACCGUCUCCUAAAGUUGAUUCAGCUGCGGGAUCAGGGCACCACCAGUGCAGAGCUUGCUCAGGAAUGGCAGCAGGCAGGUGUGAGUGCAUCUGCACACACAGUGAGGCGAAGACUUUUGGAGGAUGGCCUGGUGUCAAGAAGGGCAGCAAAGAAGCCACUUCUCUCCAGGAAAAACAUCCGGGACAGACUGAUAUUCUGCAAAAGGGACAGGGAUUGGACUGCUGAGGACUGGGGUAAAGUCAUUUUCUCUGAUGAAUCCCCUUUCCGAUUGUUUGGGGCAUCCAGAAAACACCUUGUCCGGAGAAGACAAGGUGAGCGCUACCAUCAGUCCUGUGUCAUGCCAACAGUAAAGCAUCCUGAGACCAUUCAUAUGUAUGGUUGCUUCUCAGCCAAUGGAGUGGGCUCACUCACAUUUUUGCCUAAGAACACAGCCAUGAAUAAAGAAUGGUACCAACACAUCCUCCGAGAGCAACUUCUCCCAACCAUCCAAGAACAGUUUGGUGACGACCAAUGCCUUUUCCAGCAUGAUGGAGCACCUUGCCAUAAGGCAAAAGUGAUAACUAAGUGGCUCUGGAAAGAAAACAUCAACAUUUUGGGUCCAUGGCCAGGAAACUCCCCAGACUUUAAUCCCAUUGAGAACUUGUGGUCGAUCCUCAAGAGGCGGGUGGACAAACAAAAACCCACAAAUUCUGACAAACUCCAAGCAUUGAUUAUGCAAGAAUGGGCUGACAUCAGUCAGGAUGUGGCCCAGAAGUUAAUUGACAGCAUGCUAGGGUGGAUUGCAGAGGUUGAAAAAGAAGGGUCAACACUGCAAGUAUUGAAUCUUUGCAUAAACUUAAUGCAAUUGUCAGUAAAAUCCUUUGACACUUAUGGAAUGCUUGUAAUUAUACUUCAGUAUACCAUAGUAACAUCUGACAAAAAUGUCUCAUAACACUGAAGCAGCGAACUUUGUGAAGACCAAUACUUGUCAUUCAACUUUUGACCACGACUGUAGUGUUGUUACGAUGUGCAAAUAGUUAAAGUACAAAAGGGUUGUAUUUACAAUGGUGUUUGUUCUUCACUGGUUACCCUUUUCUUGUGGCAACAGGUCACAAAUCUUGCUGCUGUGAUGACACACUGUGGUAUUUCACCCAAUAGAUAUGGGUGUUGAUCAAAAUUGGAUUUGUUUUCAAAUUCUUUGUGGGUCUGUGUAAUCUGAGGGAAACAUGUGUCUCUAAUAUGGUCAUACAUUUGGCAGGAAGUUAGGAAGUGCAGCGCAGGUUCCACUUCAUUUUGAGGGCGGUGUGCACGUUGCCUGUCUUCUCUUGAGAGCCAGGUCUGCCUACGGCAGCCUUUCUCAAUAGCAAGGCUAUGCUCACUGAGUCUGUACAUGGUCAAAGCUUUCCUUAAUUUUGGGCCAGUCACAGUGGUCAGGUAUUCUGCCACUGUGUACUCUCUGUUUAGGGCCAAAUAGCAUUCCAGUUUGCUCAGUUUUUUGGUUAAUUCUUUCCAAUGUGUAAUUCUUUCCAAUCUCUCUCGCUCUCGCUCAGCCUCUCCAGAUCGAUGACAACUUCUGCGGCCAGGACUUUAACCAGCCUCUGGGCGGGACCAGCACCAUAGAAGGAAUACCGCUCUUCAUCGACAAGGACGACGGCAUGACCUCGGUGGCCGCCUACGAUUACCGCGGCAACACUGUGGCCUUUGUUGGCACGCGCAACGGCAGGAUGAAGAAGGUAAGAAUUAUUUUUCUGGCGAAGGAGAACGCAUGAUGUUCUAGCUGGGUUGUUGUUCAUGUCAGUUGUUUUUUUCUGUGGGAUUUCCGCCAUUUUGUUUUCACCUGCUUUAUUGUGGAUGGUGCUGCUGACUUGUGUGUAGGCCAGGCCUACUAUCUGAACUGCAGUUGGAAAGGGAUGCACAUCUCAAGCCUACUGCAUUAGCCUAUGCUCUAUGAACCUUGAGGCAUUCCCAGUCUUGGCACAUUCACAUUUUAUCGUAGUUCAUUUUUGUAAACAGGAAGUUGCCCCACUGUGUAUGGUUAGUUAUUAUCAUAAUUCUGAUUCCUCCUAAAUUUCAUGGCUUUGUCCUAUGGCUGGGCGAUAUAUCAAAUUAAUUAGAUUAAUUCAAAUGUAUGUUUUUGCGCGAUAUUCCAAAUGCCUGUAUACUUUUUAUGAGCGUUUAUGUCCGCUUGUUGUCUUUUUGGUCUCGUCUCUUUCGCUCCUCUGUGCUGUGUGAACCAUCCCAUUUACACCAGAGAUCUGUAUGUAAUGAAGAGAUGCACAUCUCUGCCUUAACAAUGGGAGUUGUUGUCCCAAAGGCGGGAAGGUAGGCGACAAGUUUAGGUCCAAAAUAAGCCCUUAGAAACGCAUUGGGCUUAUUUUGGACAGAUUUUAGCGAGAGUGAAACCUUUCGCUUCUUCCUCUAUGGUUUACACACACACCAAGCCCCUCCCCCUGCCACUCACACCAUCAAAGUUGAGAGAUCACAUCUUCCUCUCUGACAAGCGGUUUCAACUCGCUAUUUGCAUUUGAGGGUUGGUCCAACAGAAUCGGUCAUAUGCACACCAAAACACAUUGAGACAUUAUUUUACUGUAAUAGAGAACUUUUCUAACAAUACCCUUUUUAUGUCUCAAAUACUCAAAUUGCAAGGAGAGCAGACAUGAGAGUAUGAAUGAACAUUGAUUCUGGAAAAUGAAUGCUCAGCUUGUUGCGCACAAUUGGGGUACCACGUAGCGCUAGCAGCAUUUUAGCCAAAGACUGGUAUACUAGCUGUCUAGUCCUCUAUUUUAUAAAUCUGUAAUAAGUAUAAAACACAAUUAUAUCAAAUCAAAUCAAAUUUUAUUGGUCACAUGCGCCGAAUACAACAGGUGCAGACAUUACAGUGAAAUGCUUACUUAAAGCCCUUAACCAACAGUGCAUUUAUUUUAAACAAAAAAAGUAAGAAUAAAACAACAACAAAAAAAAGUGUUGAGAAAAAAAAGAGCAGAAGUAAAAUAAAGUGACAGUAGGGAGGCUAUAUAUACAGGGGGGUACCGUUGCAGAGUCAAUGUGCGGGGGCACCGGCUAGUUGAGGUAGUUGAGGUAAUAUGUACAUGUGGGUAGAGUUAAAGUGACUAUGCAUAAAUACUUAACAGAGUAGCAGCAGCGUAAAAAGGAUGGGGUGGGGGGGCAGUGCAAAUAGUCCGGGUAGCCAUGAUUAGCUGUUCAGGAGUCUUAUGGCUUGGGGGUAGAAGCUGUUGAGAAGUCUUUGGGACCUAGACUUGGCACUCCGGUACCGCUUGCCGUGCGGUAGCAGAGAGAACAGUCUAUGACUGGGGUGGCUGGAGUCUUUGACAAUUUUGAGGGCCUUCCUCUGACACCGCCUGGUAUAGAGGUCCUGGAUGGCAGGAAGCUUUGCCCCAGUGAUGUACUGGGCCGUACGCACUACCCUCUGUAGUGCCUUGCGGUCGGAGGCCAAGCAGUUGCCAUACCAGGCGGUGAUGCAACCAGUCAGGAUGCUCUCGAUGGUGCAGCUGUAGAAUUUUUUGAGGAUCUGAGGACCCAUGCCAAAUCUUUUUAGUCUCCUGAGGGGGAAUAGGCUUUGUCGUGCCCUCUUCACGACUGUCUUGGUGUGUUUGGACCAUGAUAGUUCGUUGGUGAUGUGGACACCAAGGAACUUGAAGCUCUCAACCUGUUCCACUACAGCCCCGUCGAUGAGAAUGGGGGCGUGCUCAGUCCUAUUUUUUUUCCUGUAGUCCACAAUCAUCUCCUUUUGUCUUGGUCACGUUGAGGGAGAGGUUGUUGUCCUGGCACCACACGGCCAGAUAUCUGACCACCUCCCUAUAGGCUGUCUCAUCGUUGUCGGUGAUCAGGCCUACCACUGUUGUGUCGUCGGCAAACUUAAUGAUGGUGUUGGAGUCGUGCCUGGCCAUGCAGUCAUGGGUGAACAGAGAGUACAGGAGGGGACUGAGCACGCACCCCUGAGGGGUCCCCGUGUUGAGGAUCAGUGUGGCAGAUGUGUUGUUACCUACCCUUACCACCUGGGGGCGGCCCGUCAGGAAGUCCAGGAUCCAGUUGCAGAGGGAGGUGUUUAGUCCCAGGAUCCUUAGCUUAGUGAUGAGCUUAGAGGGCACUAUGGUGUUGAAUGCUGAGCUGUAGUCAAUGAAUAGCAUUCUCUAUAAGUAAUUGGCAACUCGUUCUCAUUCUGAGAAAUAAGGUAGGCCACUUGAUUUCAACAUCUGAACAAAGUGGACAGGCUAACAUGCUUUUCAAACAGUUGGAGACAGACAGAAGGGUGUGUUCAUAACAAUUAAACUGUUCAACCUUCUUAGCUAGCAAAUAGAUCCAAGUUGACUAAACUUGAAAUAUAAAGAUAAGCUGGCUAAUCACAAGCAUGUGGGCUUGAGAGAUUGUUGAUGAGACCUGUGUUAAUUUUCUAUAGCCUAAUGCCUUCUACAAGAAGUUAGUCAUGAUUAGUGAAUGUGCAUUAUGCUUGGUUCUAGUUAAAUGUAACAAAAAAGGGCAUUUUCAUAGACGUGAAAUCCAGAUCAGUGAUUAUUGCAAAAAAAUAAGUUGGUUAAACUAUUUUGAUUAAAUAAUUUUUUUUAAAGUAAUUUGUGGAAUUUAUUUCCUUCUUACUCUGUAUAAGAGCAUCUACUAAAGGACUAAAAUAGAAAUGUGUCAUCUCCCAGAUCAACUAGGCCUAACUCAUCAUUCUUGGAAAGAGGGGGUGGAUGGAGGAAGAGAUAGUGAUGGAGGGAGGAUGAGAGAGCGAGGGGGAGAGAGCAUGAAAGGGAUCGCGAAAGGAAGAGGGAGAGAAGUGGAUUAGUAACGUGUGGUGGAACCUCUUUUUGAUGGAUUAGGUUGUACAGACAGAAGGGAGAUGUGUGUGUGAAAGCUCUACAAGCGGAGAGGGAUUCUGCUGUAUGGUCUUGCCUCUUCUGAGUAUUGAGACCCUAUUCCCCUGUGAGUUUGGGAGAGAUGGAGUGAGACUGAGAGAAAAAGAGGGGUGGAAAUGGAAAGAGGGAGAGAUGGUAAGAAAAGCUGUUGGAUGGAUGAGUGGGUCUUUGGGGACCAAGCUCCCUGGAGCGUUUCCCUCUCUUAGCUGUAGAGACAGAGAAUGAAAGAGUGAGUGAAAGAUAGUUAGAGAAAGUUAGAAGAGGGAGGGGUAAUAGAAAAGGCAGUGACAGUGCAUGUUUGAUGGUCUAUCGGUGACAUCAAUUGUCAGUCUUAUGUAUGUUCCAUGAUCUCCAUCAUUUCCCUUUAACACACAGCCCUCUCUUUCUCUGAAGGAUUCUGUUGCUAAUUAGUUGAAUAUCAAAUCCCUUUUUACUUCCUCCCCCUCUCCUUCCCCUGUCUCCUUCCCCUGUCUCCUUCCCCUGUCUCCUUCCCCUGUCUCCUUCCCCUGUCUCCUUCCCCUGUCUCCUUCCCCUGUCUCCUUCCCCUGUCUCCAGCUUCCCCUGUCUCCUUCCCCUGUCUCCUUCCCCUGUCUCCUUCCCCUGUCCCCUCCUUCCCCUGUCUCCAUUCCCUCUUUCCCUUGCUCUCCUUUCCCUUCUCUCUCCCCAUCUUCUCUCCUCUCCCCAUCCACUUCUCUCUCCUCUCCCCCCCCCCCAUCCUCUCUCACACUCUCAUCCCUAUCUCUCUCUCCUCCCCAUCUCUCCUCUUUCCCCAUCUCUCUCCUCCCCCCUCCUCUCUCUCUCCCCCAUUCUCUUUUAUCUCCCCCCAUUCUAGCGUGUAAUCCUCCCCAUCCUCUCUGUUCUCCCUCCUGUCUCUCCUCUCUCUCUCCCCAUCUCUCUCCUCUCCUCUCUCUCUCUCUCUCUCUCUCUCCUCUCCUCGUCUCUCUCUCUCUCCUCUCCUCUCUCUCUCUCUCUCUCUUCUCCCCCCCUCACUCUCCCCAUCAACAUUUCCCCUCCACCCUUGCGAUACCAUAGCGUUAGCAUUCUUUAGCUGUUCUUCACCAGAGGGGGUACAAUGCUCCCAUCUGCUCUCUGUUCCAGAGGUGCCCGCCUGCCCAGUGCCAUGAGUGCCAGGCAUGCCAGACACAGGUAGUCCUACUGAGGGGUUGCCCACAUGCCCCACCACCCCUCAGAGGUUCCUCUGACUCUGAACAUAGAACACUAUAUGAUUUAUUGGACAAGUGGAGGUGAAUCUUGUUGUUUUCAUGAUAGCCUAUGUCAUGAAGUCCAAAAAAUUUUUUUUUGGGGGGGGGGAAAAAAAGGGGGAAAAAAAAAAAAGGUUAAAGGGGGGAAAAUUGAAAAAUGGUUUUUUUUGGUUUUCCCCCCCAAUUUUUUUUUUUUUUCCCUUUUUUUAAAAAAAAAAAAAAGGAAAAAAAAACCCCCCCAAAAAACCCCCCCCCCCCCCGGGCCCCCGGGGGCCCCCCCGGGGGGGGGGGUUUUUGGGGGGGGGGGGGGCCCCCCCCCCCCCCCCCCCCCCCCCGGGGGGGGGGGGCCCCCCCCCCCCCCCCCCCCCCAAAAAAAAAAAAGGGGGGGGGGGGGAAAAAAAAAAAAAAAAAGGGGGGCCCCCCCCCCCGGGGGGGGGGGGGGGGAAACCCCCCCAAAAAAAUUUUUUUUUUCCCCCCCCCCCCUCCCCCCCCCUUUUUUCCCCCCCCCCCCCCCCGGGUUUUUUUUCCCCCCAAAAUUUUCCCCCCCCCCUCUCUUUCCCCUUUUUUUCCCCCCUUUGGGGGGGUUUCCCCCCCUUUUUUUCCCUUUUUGGCCCCCCCCCCUCAAUUUUUCCCCCCCCUGGCCCCCCCCAAAAAAAAUUUUUGGGGGGGGAAAACGUUUUUUUUUUUUAUUUUUAAAAAAGGGGAAAAAAUUUCCCGGGAGGGUUUCCCCCCCCCCCCAAAAGAAAAAGGCAAAACCCCCGGUUUUUUCCUUUUUUUUUUUUUUGUUCCCCCCCCUUGGGGGGGGUCCAAAACCCCCCGGGGGGUUUUAAAAGGGGGGGAAUUUUUUUUUUUUUUAAAGGGAAAAAAAAAGGGGGGGUUUUAAAAUUUUUUUUCCUUUCUUUUGGGUUUUUGGGGGGGAAAAAAACCCCCCCAAAAAACCCCCCCCCCCUUUUUUUCCCCCCUUUUUUUUUUCUUUUUUUCCCUUUUCCCUUUUUUUUUUCCCCCUUUUUUUUAAAAAUUUUUUAAAAAAAAACAAUUUUAAAAAAAAAAAAGGGGGGGGGCAAGGGGGGGGAAAAAAGGAAAUUUUGGUUUAAAAAAGGGGUGGGAAAACCCCCUAAAACCCCCCCCCCCCCCCCCCCCCCCCCCCGGGGCCCCCCCUUUUUUUCUUUUUUUCCCCCCUUUUUCCUUUUCCCCCUUUUUUUCCCCCCCCCCCUUUUUCCCUUUUCCCCCCCGGGCCUUUUUUUUUUCCUUUUUUUUUUCCCGGGGGGGUUUUUUUGGGGGGGGGGAAAAUUUGGGGGGGGGGGGGAACUGGAAAAGGGGCCCCCCCAAAAGGGGGGGAAAAAAAAAAGGGGGGAAAAAAGCCCAAAACCGUGGGCCCUUUUAAAAAAAGGGGGGGUUUUUUUUUUUGGGGGGGGGAAAGGGUUUUUUUGGGGGAAAAAUUUUUUUUUUCCCCCCCUUUUUCCUUUUCCCCCCCUUUUCCCCCCCCUUAAAAAUUUUUUCCCCCCUUUUUUUUUUUUUUUUUUUUCCCCCCCCUUUUUUCCUUUUUCCCCAAAAGGGGGUUUUUUUUUGGGGGGGGUUUUAAAAAGGGGGGGUUUCCCCCCGGGGGGGGGCCCCCCCCCCUUUUAAAAACCCCCCCCAAAAAAAAAAGGGGGGGGGGCUGGGCAAUCUGUGGUUGUGUGUAAGCGUACAGUGUGUCUUUCUGUGUGUCAGAGACUUGGCAGACUGACAGCAAACACCCCAACUAAACACCCCCCCCCCCCCUCUCUCUUCUAUCUUUCUAUCUCUCUCUUUCUUCUAUCUCUUCUCUCUCUUCUCUCUCUCUCUCUCUCUCUCUCUUCUUUUUAAGGAUAAGCUGCAGAUAGGACCCCAACCUCAUAUGAUAGCAGGAUGGAAAAAGGGAUAGAGGGAGGGAGAGAUCAAGAGCGCUAAGGACAGUGGGACGGAUAGACAGACAGAGGGAUUGAUGGAUUCGAAAAAGAGAGAGAUGGAGAGAGACAGAUAGGAGUAUAGUAGAAGGAUUGUGUGUGUGGACUGACCAGUCAUUUUCUCCUGGGUGGACUGACCAGUCAUUUUCUCCUGGGUGGACUGUCCAGUCCUUUUCUCCUGGGUGGACUGUCCAGUCCUUUUCUCCUGGGUGGACUGUCCAGUCCUUUUCUCCUGGGUGGACUGUCCAGUCCUUUUCUCCUGGGUGGACUGUACUUUUCUCCUGGGUGGAGGAGGCGUACUGAGAGAGCGGUCUGCUGGCCAGCCUGGCAAACAGACGGGACCCAGACCAGACCCAAUGACAUUGAUAACACGCACACACUGUCAAAGGCAGACACACACAUCUGUAGUCCAUCUGUGUAUAGGGAGGGUCAUUUAAACAUGUUGUUUUGGGAGUGAAUGGGUUUACUGUCAUCCUGAUUUACUUAAAGUACUCAGCUUCCCAUCUCUCUCUUUCUUUCCCUCUCUCCCUCCCUCCCUCCCUCCCCCUCUCCCCUUCCAUCUAUCUCAAUAGCUGACUCUCACUCUCUCACCUGUAAUGUAUAUUAACAUAUGGCAUGGUAUGGUACAGCCCACAAACUUUUAGAUUCAUUUCACAGAAAACGUGGUUAAAGUCUGUGUAUAUGUGAGUGUGUGUGUGUAUGUGUGUGUGUGUUCCUCAAUUGGCAGUGUGUGAGCAGAGGCAUGAGUUGUUGCAGCACAGUUCAAGAGGUGUGGUCCUCUGUAGCUCAAUUGGUAGAGCAUGGCGCUUGUAACGCCAGGGUAGUGGGUUCGAUCCCCGGGACCACCCAUACGUAAAAAUGUAUGCACACAUGACUGUAAGUCGCGUUGGAUAAAAGCGUCUGCUAAAUGGCAUAUUAUUAUAUUAUAUUAAGAGGAGAGACUGAGAAAGAGCGAGGGAUGGACAGAUGAGAAGUCAGGAUCAACUGCAGUUGAUCCUGAGUCAAUCAGUUUUGCUGGCCAAAUUAUCAGGAAGUAUUAUAUUAUAGUUUUGUUGUUAAGAUUAUUAGUAUUGUGUUAGUGUGAUACAAGUGAUGAAAUAAAUAAAGUGAUUCCCAUUACAGGGUCAAACCUGUAGCACUAGGCUGGCCUGCUUAUGCUGACACAAUUUUUCUGGAAUGUUCCUGCAACCAAAGUUGCUAGAACUGUGCUGGAAUGGACUAUGUGAUAAAGAAAAUAUUCCAGCCAGCACAGUGCAGUUUGGGUCUGCCCUGUAGUGUAAAUCAGGCACCGUGUUGGUCUCACCCAGAUACAGGCUGAGAUAGAACCCAGCUAGGAAGUGAAGCGUGGCCAAUCUCCUAUGUUUCACACUGCUAAUGCUCCAAGCCAUCACAGCUGCACUCCAGGAACUGUGUGUGUGUGUGUAUGUGUUUGUGUGUGAGUCUGUCUGUGUGUGUACCUGCGUUUGUCUGCUUCUGUGUGUGUCAGUGAAGCAUGUGGCUUUUAAUUAGCUCAAAUCAAUAAUGCCCAAGUAUGCUACAGUCUCCCUAUCUGUUGGCUUGUUAGCCUGCCUGUCUUCUUUUUUCUGAACGUAACAAAGAAUGGAAGAUGGAACAUUGUUCCCUGAAGGCGACAUAAGAAGAGAGAUCUUAUGGCUUGUUUCACACACAUAUGUACACACACACACACACACACCUUAAGCACUGUGGUAGAUUUUCUCACACCGUGAGAACUGCUGUGUAUGUGCAUGUACAGUGGGGAAAAAAAGUAUUUAGUCAGCCACCAAUUGUGCAAGUUCUCCCACUUAAAAAGAUGAGAGAGGCCUGUAAUUUUCAUCAUAGGUACACGUCAACUAUGACAGACAAAAUGAGGAAAAAAAAUGAUUUUAUUUGCAAAUUAUGGUGGAAAAUAAGUAUUUGGUCAAUAACAAAAGUUUCUCAAUACUUUGUUAUAUACCCUUUGUUGGCAAUGACACAGGUCAAACGUUUUCUGUAAGUUUUCACAAGGUUUUCACACACUGUUGCUGGUAUUUUGGCCCAUUCCUCCAUGCAGAUCUCCUCUAGAGCAGUGAUGUUUUGGGGCUGUCACUGGGCAACACGGACUUUCAACUCCCUCCAAAGAUUUUCUAUGGGGUUGAGAUCUGGAGACUGGCUAGGCCACUCCAGGACCUUGAAAUGCUUCUUACGAAGCCACUCCUUCGUUGCCCGGGCGGUGUGUUUGGGAUCAUUGUCAUGCUGAAAGACCCAGCCACGUUUCAUCUUUAAUGCCCUUGCUGAAGGAAGGAGGUUUUCACUCAAAAUCUCACGAUACAUGGCCCCAUUCAUUCUUUCCUUUACACGGAUCAGUCGUCCUGGUCCCUUUGCAGAAAAACAGCCCCAAAGCAUGAUGUUUCCACCCCCAUGCUUCACAGUAGGUAUGGUGUUCUUUGGAUGCAACUCAGCAUUCUUUGUCCUCCAAACACGAUGAGUUGAGUUUUUACCAAAAAGUUAUAUUUUGGUUUCAUCUGACCAUAUGACAUUCUCCCAAUCCUCUUCUCGAUCAUCCAAAUGCACUCUAGCAAACUUCAGACGGGCCUGGACAUGUACUGGCUUAAGCAGGGGGACACGUCUGGCACUGCAGGAUUUGAGUCCCUGGCGGCGUAGUGUGUUACUGAUGGUAGGCUUUGUUACUUUGGUCCCAGCUCUCUGCAGGUCAUUCACUAGGUCCCCCCGUGUGGUUCUGGGAUUUUUGCUCACCGUUCUUGUGAUCAUUUUGACCCCACGGGGUGAGAUCUUGCGUGGAGCCCCAGAUCGAGGGAGAUUAUCAGUGGUCUUGUAUGUCUUCCAUUUCCUAAUAAUUGCUCCCACAGUUGAUUUCUUCAAACCAAGCUGCUUACCUAUUACAGAUUCAGUCUUCCCAGCCUGGUGCAGGUCUACAAUUUUGUUUCUGGUGUCCUUUGACAGCUCUUUGGUCUUGGCCAUAGUGGAGAUUGGAGUGUGACUGUUUGAGGUUGUGGACAGGUGUCUUUUAUACUGAUAACAAGUUCAAACAGGUGCCAUUAAUACAGGUAACGAGUGGAGGACAGAGGAGCCUCUUAAAGAAGAAGUUACAGGUCUGUGAGAGCCAGAAAUCUUGCUUGUUUGUAGGUGACCAAAUACUUAUUUUCCACCAUAAUUUGCAAAUAAAUUUAUAAAAAAUCCUACAAUGUGAUUUUCUGUAAAGAAAAUUCUCAAUUUGUCUGUCAUAGUUGACCUGUACCUUUGAUGAAAAUUACAGGCCUCUCUCAUCUUUUUAAGUGGGAGAACUUGCACAAUUGGUGGCUGACUAAAUACUUUUUUUCCCCACUGUAUCUGCUCAUAUUUGUGUGUGUGUCUGUGUGUGCGUGCCUCCACUAUAUGCUGGACGGUGCCUCUGCUCACACCAACUCAUUGAUGACCCUAGCUUAGCACCACACAGAAAUAGCCUAUUCUUAAGAGGAGUGAAAGGCUUAAAUAUUUUUGAGUGACUCUUCUCUUCUCUUGUUCUCUUUCUCUCUUCCCUUGGGUCUGGCUCCAGUGCUUUCUCUGAAGAAAUAGGAUGGCUUUUUACUCUCUCUCACUCUCUUUCUCUCGCACUCUCUCUCACUCUCUUUCUCUCGCACUCUCUCUGUCUCUCUGUCUCUCUCUCUCUCUCUCUAUCUCUCUCGCUCUCUCUCGCUCUCUCUCUCUCUCUCUCGCGCUCUCACGCUCUCUCGCGCUCUCUCUCUCUCGCUCACUCGCGCUCUCUCUCUCUCUCGCUCACUCUCUCUCUCGCUCACUCUUGCUCUCGCUCUCUCUCUCACUUUCGCUCUCGCUGUCUCUCUCACUCGUUCUCGCUCUCUCUCUCACUCGCGCUCUCUCUCUCUCGCUCGCCUCGCGCUCGCUCUCGCGCUCUCUCUCUCGCGCUCUCUCUCUCUCUCGCGUUCUCUCUCUCUCGCGCUCUCUCUCUCUCGCGCUCUCUCACUCUCUCGCUCUCGCUCUCUCCUCUGAUCAAAGAAUUCUCUGUAUCAGAUAAUAGGCAAAGAGAGAGCAGAGUGGCUACAGCAAUGAGAUGCAGCUCGCACCCUCAAUUUUCCUCUCAGUUUAAUUAAGGACAAGGCUGUCUGACACAAAGCUAGGCACAUGCAUACACACUCGCACACAAAGACACAUACAGGCACGCACAUAGGUGUGCACAUGCAGGCAUACACACGCAGACAUGCACGCAUACAGAGGGGUGUAAACACACAGAGAGGCAAGUAGCACAGCGGUGUGUGUGGGACACACACACACACACACACACAAAUAGUGCUAGGCCCAGUGUUAGGUACGAGUGGUUGGAGACAGUAAUGAGGGCUCUCUUAACAGACUUUUACAGUACUGGUCUUGAUAGUUAAGGACGUUGGAAGCCCUUUUUAAACCACUGUCUCACACCCCCUCGUAUGUCACACUAAUACAACCCUACCUUCCAGACCGUAACCAUUAGUCAUUCGAUGGAGGCGAACAUAGGUCUAGAUUUAACGCUUUUUGGUUGCUAGCUGUGACACUCGUUUAGCGUAGCAGCAGUGUGUGACGGCUAUGAUAGCUACUCAUUUCAGAGCACAGUACAAAUCAAAUGAAAUUGUAUUUGCCAUGUGCGCCGAAUACAACAGGUGUAGACCUUACAGUGAAAUGCUUACUUACAAGCCCUUAACCAACAAUGCAGCAAGGGGUUAAUUUAGCAAAUUGAAGAGAGGGAAAGAAGGAGAAAGAGAGAGGAAUGAAUAAUGGAUGUUUUUGCUGGAAUACAUUUUUCAAAAGAGGAUUAGAUGAGUCUCAAAGCUAGAUUGGCACAUAUCGGUUUGGGCCAAUGAUAAGGAACAUGUUUUUUGUUAUUUUUUGUUAUUGUAGCUUGAAAUUAUUGAAUUGUACAACAAGGUCAAAGAUUUGUUUUAAAACUUAUUUAUUUGUCUGUGAAUGGCCCAAACAAUAUUUUUAAUAGCCCAUUUUUUUGUUUGUUUUAAAAGUCUCUUUAAAGUGUCUUUGUUCCGUUUGAUGCGCUUGGCAUUGCUUUGGUGUAACAUUGGAUUUUUUACGUUGGGCAUUUUAUUGGCACACUUAAAGGUCUUGUGGUGCUCUGAGUACAGUAGUAGACUUACUGACCUGCCGUACCUUUGAUCGGUGCCAACUAGAACAGUGACACACAUACCUAGAGAUGACAGAGUGCCAGGCACACACACACACACACACACACAUAUAUAUACACACACCACACACACAUAUACACACACACACACACACACACACACACACACACACACACACACACAGACACACACACACACUCACCUUUUGGUCCACUGUUACUUGGCCUUGUGUGCGAUACACUCACACGUUUUUUAUGUAGCCACAGCAACCGUAAUAGGUUAUUCUUUAUGUAGCCACAGCUACCCUAAUAGGUUAUUCUUUAUGUAGCCACAGCUACCCUAAUAGGUUAUUCUUUAUGUAGCCACAGCAACCCUAAUAGGUUAUUCUUUAUGUAGCCACAGCUACCCUAAUAGGUUAUUCUUUAUGUAGCCACAGCAACCGUAAUAGGUUAUUCUUUAUGUAGCCACAGCAACCCUAAUAGGUUAUUCUUUAUGUAGCCACAGCUACCCUAAUAGGUUAUUCUUUAUGUAGCCACAGCUACCCUAAUAGGUUAUUCUUUAUGUAGCCACAGCUACCCUAAUAGGUUAUUCUUUAUGUAGCCACAGCUACCCUAAUAGGUUAUUCUUUAUGUAGCCACAGCUACCCUAAUAGGUUAUUCUUUAUGUAGCCACAGCUACCCUAAUAGGUUAUUCUUUAUGUAGCCACAGCUACCCUAAUAGGUUAUUCUUUAUGUAGCCACAGCUACCCUAAUAGGUUAUUCUUUAUGUAGCCACAGCAACCCUAAUAGGUUAUUCUUUAUGUAGCCACAGCAACCCUAAUAGGUUAUUUCUUUAUGUAGCUACGGCAACCCGUACAGGUUAUUUCUUUAUGUAGCUACGGCAACCCUAAUAGGGUAUUUCUUUAUGUAGCCACAGUAACCCUAACCCUAAUAGAUAGGUAUACUACUUUAUGUAGUUAACAUAACUUUACAUUGCUAUUUAUUUUGCUGAUUUGCACCCCAGUAUCAUAUUCUGCACAUCUAUCACUCCAGUGUUAAUACUAAAUUGUAAUUAUUUUGCACUAUGGUCUAUUUAUUGCCUUACCUCCAUAACUUACUACAUUUGCACACACUGUAUAUAGAUUUUCUAUUGUGUUAUUGACUGUACGUUUUGUUUACCCCAUAUGUAACUCUGUGUUGUUGUUGUUUUUAUCGCACUGCUUUGCUUUAUCUUGGCCAGGUCGCAGUUGUAAAUGAGAACUUGUUCUCAACUGGCUUACCUGGUUGAAAAAAUAAAUAAAUAAAAUAAUAAUGUAGCCGUAGCAACCCUAACUCUAAUAGGUUAUUCCUUUAAGUAGCCGUUGCAUCUCACAGUAUGUUCCUUGGCUAAGAGCAGCCCUGAACUCAGCUAACACAGCCAACAAUCUCUUAAAGCUGCAUUAUGUAACUUUUUGGGCGACCCAACCAAAUUCACAUAGAAAUGCGAGUUAUAGAUCUGUCAUUCUCAUUGAAAGCAUGUUUAAGAAGGGGUAUAUAUGUUCUAUGUGCUCUAUUUCUAUGCUUCCCGUUCAUAAGGUUAGUUUUCACGCGAGUAUAUUUAGAUGCUAACAUGCUUAGAUGCUAACAUGCUUAGAUGUUAACAUGCUUAGAAGCUAACAUGCUUAGAUUCUAACAUGCUCAGAUGUAAGCAUUUCACUGUAAGGUCUACACCUGUUGUAGUUUUAAAAUGUGAUUUGAUUUGCUGACUGACACGCUUAGAUGCUGACUGUCGCGCUUAGAUGCUGACUGUCACGCUUAGAUGCUGACUGUCGCGCUUACCCCAUACCCUAAGGCUCACUCCUGAGUGGCGCAGUGGUCUAAGGCACUGCAUCGCAGUGCUAACUGUGCCACUAGAGAUCCUGGUUCGAAUCCAGGCUCUGUCGCAGCCGGCCGCGACCGGGAGACUCAUGGGCGGCGCACAAUUGGCCCAGCGUCGUCCAGGGUAGGAGAGGGAAUGGCCGGCAGGGAUGUAGCUCAGUUGAUAGAGCAUGGCGUUUGCAACGCCAGGGUUGUGGGUUCGAUUCCCACAGGGGGCCAGUAUAAAAAAAAUAUGUAAUCACUAACUGUAAGUCGCUCUGGAUAAGAGCGUCUGCUAAAUGGCUAAAAUGUAAAUGUAAAAUGUAGAUGCUGACUGUCGCGCUCAGAUGCUGACUGUCGCGCUCAGAUGCUGACUGUCACGCUCAGAUGCUGACUGUCACGCUCAGAUGCUGACUGUCGCGCUCAGAUGCUGACUGUCGCGCUCAGAUGCUGACUGUCGCGCUCAGAUGCUGACUGUCGCGCUCAGAUGCUGACUGUCGCGCUCAGAUGCUGACUGUCGCGCUCAGAUGCUGACUGUCGCGCUCAGAUGCUGACUGUCGCGCUCAGAUGCUGACUGUUGCGCUUAGAUGCUGACUGUCGCGCUCAGAUGCUGACUGUCGUGCUCAGAUGCUGAGCGCUCAGAUGCCGACUGUCGCGCUCAGAUGCCGACUGUCGCGCUCAGAUGCCGACUGUCGCGCUCAGAUGCCGACUGUCGCGCUCAGAUGCCGACUGUCGCGCUCAGAUGCCGACGCUUCGAUGCUUACACGCUUCGACGCUAAUAAGCUAAGAUGCUAACAGGCUAGCCUCCAUUAACUCGAUCCUCCACUAUAAUCCUCCACUGAUCAAAUGAUCACACUAAUUCAAUCUAGGUGAAAUACUAUAGCUAUAGCCAGCGAAUGCACAUGUGCUAAUCUGAAGUGUGAUGAUGGAAGACUGCUUGCUUUAUCAGACAGUUACUGUAUGAGCUUCUUCUGUAUAACAUUCCUAUGUGAAUUGAAUGAAUGAAGCUUAUUGCAUUACCUAUCGUGUGGUUAAUAGAUUUUUAAUAGAUUCUUUUUUUAUUAGUUCCUCCUUUAGCGAGUUGGUGAUUAG
This is a messenger RNA of Coregonus sp. 'balchen', 39776 nucleotides long. The record is from the annotation of a GenBank genome assembly. NCBI's taxonomy places the organism in Eukaryota, Metazoa, Chordata, Actinopteri, Salmoniformes, Salmonidae.